This is a messenger RNA of Bicyclus anynana (squinting bush brown), 1835 nucleotides long. It is a transcript of the gene Doc1, whose product is annotated as T-box transcription factor mls-1. The record is from RefSeq and is a predicted model, not a curated record. Gene Ontology annotation, cellular component: nucleus. Gene Ontology annotation, molecular function: RNA polymerase II cis-regulatory region sequence-specific DNA binding; DNA-binding transcription factor activity, RNA polymerase II-specific. The transcript is spliced from 5 exons. Lineage: Eukaryota; Metazoa; Arthropoda; Insecta; Lepidoptera; Nymphalidae. Gene Ontology annotation, biological process: heart development; regulation of transcription by RNA polymerase II; cell fate specification. The coding region runs from base 213 to 1304 and encodes 363 amino acids.
AGCUGUCAGUGUAAACCCAACUGUCGUUUCGUCACCACGUGUCUCAUUUUCUUGUCGAUUCACGUUUGUUUCCAAUUAUGAGCUUUUAUGAUUAUUACUUUCUCCACGCAUAGUAGUGUUGUUUCAUGUUUAUGAACUUGUGACUUAUGUGUGUUAUGUUUUAAAGUGACAGUACUUUAGUGACUUUAUAGAAGGUUGUUUGAUAAACAAAUAUGAUGAUGGACCAGGCACAUUUCGGAGAAUAUCUGCUGAGACAGCAAAUGUUGCAUGCAGCAUCUUUGAGUGGCCUUCAGCACAGAGUGGGAGCGGACGCAGAGCCUCCCGCCUGUGAGACGCGCCUGCUCAACGGGGAGCUGUGGCGUCGCUUCCACGACAUCGGCACUGAGAUGAUCAUCACCAAGGGGGGGAGACGCAUGUUUCCAUCGCUCCGCGUCUCUCUAAGCGGGUUAGACCCUCGCGAAGAGUACUGCGUACUACUGGAACUGUCCCUGGUAGGGCGCCGCCGCUGGCGCUGGGCGGGCGGCGCCUGGACUGCGGCGGGCGGUGCAGAGCCACAGUCUCCACGUCGGCUGAUGCUGCACCCUGACUCCCCCGCCCCUGGACACCAUUGGACAGCCAAUCCAGUAUCGUUCAGCAAACUCAAGCUGACGAAUAAUACCAUGGAUGCACAGGGACAUAUGGUGCUGACGUCGAUGCACAAAUACCGGCCGCGCGUGCUGGUGGUGCGCGCGCGCGACGCUGCGGCGCUGGCCUGGGGCGCGCCGCACGCCUCCUUCUCCUUCGCCGAGACUGAGUUCAUCGCUGUCACCGCUUACCAGAACGACAGGAUAACAAAACUGAAGAUCGACAACAAUCCAUUCGCGAAGGGUUUCAGAGCCUGUGGUCAGUCCAAGUGCAAAAGAAAGAACGUGGAAUCAGAUGGCAGCAAUGAAACUCAAAAUGAGACUACUGACGCCAAACGCCCGUGUUCAGAUGCAGCGUCUUCCUGUUCCGAAGAAGGCAGCCUCCGGUCUUCAUCGCCGAGAUCUCCGCCAUUAAUAGAUUCGCCAGCCCCCCUCGUGGUACCGGAGAACGUCAGUCCUCCACCCACAUUCUACCCCCCUGAGUUACCAUACAUGAAUCCUCUACAUAUGCCGAUGCCUUUAGGAAUGUGGCCUGCCAACACUUUAGCGGGUAGUUUCCUAAGUUCUUCAUGGGGUGCUGCACUCCCCCCUCCCCCUGCAAACCUCCGUUCACCACCACCCCCCGCUCCGUGCCGACGCAUCAAAAGUUUUACGAUCAGCGCUCUACUGGGCGAAGGCUGAUCCCACUUCUGAAUUUUAGAUAAUGUUUUUUAAUUUAUCCUGAUUUCUGUUAUGGAAAUCUGACGGGCAUAAUAUGCAAUAUUUACAUUGUAAUGUAAAUAAUUAUAUCGAUGUUACUUCCUAAAGCUACCUCGUAGAUAGAUGAUAAUUGAUAACGAAUAGGGUUGAACUUACCCGACUACGACAAUGAACGGUUUUUAGGGCUGUAGAUAUCUUUUUUGUCUGUUGUCAUAGUCUUUUUUGAGGUUAUGACAAAUCUUAAGAUCGAGACAGACAAAAAAACGCCAUGAAAAGUUGUUAAUAGAUAUGUAGGUUACACAUUAUACAUAGUAGUCGGGUGCGGUUCUCAAAGUUUAGGUAUAUUAUUAUAUUUUAUGUGAUAAAUGUGCCUUAUGCAAACUUAAUUACCUAUUAAUAAUAAGCUAGCUGUUUGUUUAAAUAAACUAUGUCUAAUUUAUGCACUUUAAUCUAAGUGUAGAUAAUGUACAUAGAAACUAUUAUAAGAAAGUUAAUAAAUUUUUUAAGUAAUAA